Messenger RNA from Cylindrotheca closterium, 2190 nucleotides. The record is from the annotation of a GenBank genome assembly. Lineage: Eukaryota; Bacillariophyta; Bacillariophyceae; Bacillariales; Bacillariaceae.
AUGAAGUCAUCUUCAUCAUCUUCACCAACAAGAGAUUCUGCCUCUUCGAGCACUUCCUUAUCAAGAAAGGGCUUGCCUCAAAAUGAACAAAUCGAUUCUAGUAGGAGCAAUGUCAGAACAAACUCUCAGUUCAAACCAAAAAAGAGCAAACGACGCAAGAGUAACAAGAAGCUUCCAAAACAAGAGUCUGGCACCAGCACUGGCCGGCAUUGGCAUCUACAACGAAAUCUCAUUGCAGCACUCUUUAUGGUGAUAUUCGUUAUAUCCGCUGUAUUCGCCAUUCUUCAGCUGCGAGUUAGAUCAAAUCAGGAUGACUCAGCUUCCGACCAAAAUGGUGUUCAGAAUAAUCCUACACUCGCACCGCCAGAUAUCGCAGACUGUCAUGCAGCAAAUUCCAAUUCUACCAACGCUGUCCCCUUCAGCUCACUACAGCCUCAGCUGCUUUUUGUUGAAACGAAUGUGGUUAUGCCCAAAUCUACAUCUGUCAUCGGAGCGCUCUCGUUACUCUCAACAGUCAUGGCUUCAGAAAUGGAGAACUUGAUUGCAAGAGAUAUCGCAGAACAUGGUUGCUAUGGCCCACAAGCGAAAAAUAGCAACAGGGAUAGCCAAGGCAUUCGGAGUAUCAAUGUCAUUCCUUCGAAUCAUUCCGAAACUGGGGCUUGUGUACUUCAUGAUGACAAAUCGUGUCACAAGAUUGACUUUACAGUGGAACUCUUACUUGACACAUACAUCAAUGUCAACAAAUACCUUUUAAUUCGAACGCUAGAUGAAACCUUAGACGGCAAUGCAAUCUACAAACGACUUGUGGAUUUGGAUCUAGCAGUCGACAUGGUUCAGAUUCUAUCCGUGACCGAAAUUCAGCGCACAAGCCCACCCACCAAGGCCCCCACAACACCUAUUGACGAUAUGAUUGGCAAUACCACCAGUACUCCGACCCAAAUACCUUCCAAGAGUCCUUCUUCUGCACCUUCCGAGACGAUCAUAACCUAUGUUCCUGGAAAACUGACGGUUCGAUCGAAUGGAUUAUUGCUCAGUGAAGGCCUGGCGUGUCGAAUCUUGGCCAAAACAGGUCAACCAGUAGCUCUGACAGGGUUGGCGUCAGCAAAUGAAACAGUACCAGUCUCCAACAAUGUCUUUCACAUUGAACCAGACGGUGCAGGCGUCUUUGAGGUCAUCAUUGCCGAUCACGAUGGCAUUCACCGUCAUUUGGUGGAAGGGGGUUGGGUGUACAUAUCCAAUAGUGAAAACGAGAAUAGAGGUGAAGGCGGUGUGGGUGGUCUUUAUUUCAACGCAGAAGGAGAAGUGGUAGAAUAUCGGCGGCUCUUGGAUGGAACGACCGAUAAUUGCAGCGGUGGCAAGACGCCGUGGGGAACUUGGGUCUCUUGUGAAGAGAGGGAUGGCGGUAGGGUAUACCAAGUAGAUCCAAUGGGAAUUCGUCCACCUCAAAUUGUGUCGGCCAUCGACGAUGGCUGGUUCGAAGCCUUUGCAUACGACAUUCGGAACCCCAGUCAGCCUCGCUUCUUUGUCACCGAAGACCAUCCCGAAGGAGCUUUGCGACGCUUCACCCCAACGAAUGCCAACUGGGAAGACCCGUGGCAACUUUUGCACUCGGAGGGCACUCUUGAUUAUCUCAUGUUGGAACCCUACAGCACAUUAUCGCCCAAUGCCGGCGGUACCUUUUCAUGGACCAGCAAAUUGUCCAAAGCCCAAAAGAAUGCCGACGAAUAUUACCAGUACACAGAGGGCAUUGAUGUCUACGAUGGUGAACUCUUUGUCGUCUCCAAGUUACAAAAGCAAUUGUUCAUUUUGGACUUGGAUGCCCAAACAUACCAAGUGCACUCGACGAUUUCUGGAGUCUUUGAUGGGAUGCCGGAUCAACUGAAACGAGUUGUUCAUGGUGACGGUGACGACCAAUAUACUCUGCUAUACUUUACCGAAGAGCUUGGUGCUGAAAAUGGAGUCCAUGCCCGUGACGAGAACGGGUGGUUCUUCAGCAUUUUGGAGUCAGAUGUUACUCUUGACGAUGAAGCGACGGGAUUGGCAUUCUCACCGGAUGGCAAGCACAUGUACCUGUCAUAUCAAAAGACUGGAAUGCUUUAUGAUAUCUGGAGAGAAGAUGGGCUACCCUUUCACGGCAAGACACUGAAUGUACAUUAUCACAGUGUGGAAAAUGGGAGACCAAGAAGAUAG